Messenger RNA from Gloeophyllum trabeum ATCC 11539, 969 nucleotides. RefSeq lists its product as uncharacterized. NCBI's taxonomy places the organism in Eukaryota, Fungi, Basidiomycota, Agaricomycetes, Gloeophyllales, Gloeophyllaceae. The transcript has 4 exons. The record is from RefSeq and is a predicted model, not a curated record. The annotation marks the transcript as partial.
CCCAUCUACAACGCGACGACGGACUUUGACUACCAAUCGUUGCAACUCGGAUUGCAUCAAGAGUACAUCGAGCUUGACCUGUUCCACUAUGGCUUGGCCAAGUUCUCAGACGAGGACUUUGAAGCCGAGGGACUCACUGCAGAGGACCGAUUCUUGAUCGAGCACAUGGCUGAUCAAGAGGUUGGACACGCCAUCAUGAUAUCGAAUAUUCUUGGGGCGAGCGCCGCCAAGGAGUGCACUUACACCUACCCCUUCAACACCGUCCGCGAAUUCAUCGACUUCUGCCAGAAACUGACGCGGUGGGGCGAGGCGGGCGUCUACGGCUUCCUCGAGCACCUGCACAACCGCGCGUCCGCGAACCUGCUCAUCCAGUCGAUCACUCAGGAGGCGCGCCAGCAGAUGUCGUUCCGCCAGUUCGAAGGCCUCUUCCCCUACCCCGAGUGGUUCAGCACCGGUAUCACGCAGAGCAUGCAGUGGACGCUGCUCGCGCCGCACAUCGUUAGCUGCCCUGCGGGCAACCCGCACCUCAACUGGACGAACUUCCCGGCGCUGAACAUCACCAACGACCCGACUCACGCUAUCCUGCCGCGAGAUACGCAGCCCGCCAUCUCGUCGAACGUCUCUUCGCUCACGGCGCCCGGGUACGAGGUCCACUUCACCUGGGAUUCCCCCGGCAAGUCUGUCGGCCCCAACAGCUCGUACACCACCCGGACCCUCGCCGGCGCGCCCAAGUACGCGGCGUGGAUCGCGCAGCUGAACGUGACGUACACGGAGCUGUACAAUAUCUCUGGCAACUCGGCGUACACGAUCCAGCCCAACGGGACGCUCUACGGCCCCGGGACGGCCAGCGUCCUCAAUGGAACUCAGUUCGUCCUGAUCACCGACAGUAACCCGUAUAUCACGCCCGCGAACAUGUCCUACCUGGACCCGCACGUCGUCGCUGGGCCUGCGAUGUACCAGGCUGAUUAA